AUGAAAAAAUUUUAGUUUUUCGACAAAAAUAUUCGAUAAUAAAGACCUGAAUAGAACUUCUGCACAUUCAAUUAUGUUUUUGCUGAGUAUAUCAAUUCAAUAUCUAGAUACAUUUGCUAUUUAAAGAGGAAACAUGGUAAUGAUUAUAAUGAAAUGAAUUCUAAAAUGGAACAAUUAGGAAUCUCAGUGGGAAUCAGAUUAUAUGAAGUAGUCAGUCUCAGAGAAAGAAACAAAAGAGAAACUAAAUUAGUUGAAUAAUUAAGAUUCAUAUAGGGAAUUGUAUUUUAUAAUUGCAUUCUUAGUUUUGGAAACAUCUCUUUGGCAGAUAAGCAGAAUCAAUUGAAAAGUUGAAAGAUAGACCCAAUGAUUUUCUUAUUAGAGAUGAAAAUCCAUUGCUUCUCAAGUACAUCUCAGAAGAAGGACAUAUAUCCCCUGCAUAAUUUAUGUGUGGAAUUCUAAAAGUAAGAAUAAACAAUAAAAUUACUAGGGAGUAUUAAAUGCCUCUGGAUUUGCAUGUGAAGUCUCUUAUCAAUUCAAGACUGAUGAAAGAGGUGUCAGCUAUUAUCCCCACACUGUCUUUAUAUUGAGUUUUGAAGAUGCAAAAGAUUUAUGA
Paramecium sonneborni is the source of this 613-nucleotide messenger RNA. The record is from the annotation of a GenBank genome assembly. NCBI's taxonomy places the organism in Eukaryota, Ciliophora, Oligohymenophorea, Peniculida, Parameciidae.